GCACUAAUUACAAGUCGAAGAACAAAGGCUUAUAAAAUGCCUAAGCCGCGGAAACUGGAAUGCUCAGACCUGGCUCAGUAUAGCCUAUAGGGAAACGGAAAACGUGGAGAAGUACACCCAUGUAGAUGUGGCCGCCGUUCUGAGCAUGGUUGACCUGAGCCAGCUAUAACGCUUCCCAAGUAAGCCAUAAGCACGUCGAUUCCCACUAAAACCCCAUCUCUCGUCAUUAUGAGUAAAACUGAGUCAAAUUCUGGAUACCAACAGCGAUGCCUUGGCUCUUAUCCUUACUCAUCGCACUCGGUGCUGCGCCGCUUCCUACUCCAUCCUCUCUUGCAAGUCGACAAAUCGACUACGGCUCUCUACAUCCACCUUAGUAACACCCACGUACGGCACUCAAGAAGCAAUGUUUACCAUAUGCUCUAAACUGAUGCUUAAUACCGGGCCACUGACCGCCUACAAUGCGAUCCUGGAAUUCAAGUCGUAUCCACAAUGGGAUUCGUUUAUAAUCGACAUAGCUCUCCCAGAUAUCGUUACGUCAACUCCCGACGAUAUAUACGUUCUUCGAGAAUGUCGGUCAGAUCGCGAGGAAUACUUGCGUAUAAUUUCCAAUUACCUACCUACAAUCAAACUAGUCACCAUAUUUAGGUACUUACUAUAACUUAGCUACAUUUGACAUUUUCAC
This is a messenger RNA of Daldinia decipiens, 682 nucleotides long. RefSeq lists its product as uncharacterized. The record is from RefSeq and is a predicted model, not a curated record. The coding region runs from base 404 to 658 and encodes 84 amino acids. The transcript is spliced from 2 exons. NCBI's taxonomy places the organism in Eukaryota, Fungi, Ascomycota, Sordariomycetes, Xylariales, Hypoxylaceae.